AUGACGCCGGGUCCAUCUCCCACCUCCUUCACCUCGGGCCCCGCAUCCUCGCCUUCGGCCUCGACCAAAAGAGACCGAUCCAACAACACAGAGGACAUCGCUGCGCGUGCAUACGCCGAUCGCGCUCAGAAGCGCACAAGGGUCCGACAAGCCUGCAACCGUUGCAAGGCGCGCAAGAUCAAGUGCGGCGAUCUCAGGCCUUGCAAGAACUGCACCAGCCUCGGCCUCGUCUGCCGUGACUGGCGUCCGGGCGAGGAUCCCAGCGACCAUGCCACAUACAUCAAUCCAGCAGGCCGCUCCUCUUCCGCAGCCAUCGAUCCGCUCAACGAGCAAGACGCUUGGUCUGCACCAGAAUACCCCCUCAGGAUGCACGACCAUCCCACCAGACAUCCAAGUGCCGAUCACGCCAACAUCUCCGCCGACAUCGAUGCAAGGGCUCAACGGUCCGGCUCAGCCAUUCCCUGGCCCAACACUCCCUAUGAGCGCUCUCGUCACACCGUCGCCUGGCCUCCCAAACCAGAUCCAAAGCGUCAUAGGUAUCUCGCCUAUCCUUACGACUCGAUCUACCGCAACGAGUUCGGCCAUCUCAAGGCACUCUCUCUGUCCUCAGGCCUCGGCACUCUCUCCUACCUGCACGAAUACCACAAGCUCGCCAACGAGCAGUUCCUCGACGCCCUCUGGCAGGUCCUCGAGGGUGAGAACCAGGACGGCGUCAACAUGCAGAUGUUCGCAUUGGAGAACGAGUCGCUCUCACCCCAUUCUCACGCCAGCCAUCCCAGCUCCGGUCUCGGCGCUCCGACCGGCGGUUUCUCCGACUCUCUCGCCGCCGACUGGUCUCUGGGGGGCGCUCCCUCCCUCAACGUCCCCUUCACCUUCGAUGCUGCCGCAGGACCGACUCCCGAACGCAUCCCGUCCAUGCAGAUUCCGACGAAGAGCACGCUCUCCAUCGCCAGCACAUCCUCUGCAGAAACCUCGCCGGCAAAUCCACAGCCAAUCCCUCCCGACACUCGUCGCAAUCGUUCCCAGAGCCACGCCGUCGCCUCCACAGUCACAAAGGACGCCAAUGGAGCACAGUACGAACAGAGUCGGCCAGCCACCACCUACCUUGAAGCCGGCCCACCACCCGAGGAUCUGUGGGCUUUUAUGGGAUCCAAGAUCCCCCAGCAGCAUCGACGUUCGCUCCUGCAUACCUUCCUCUCAACCACCUACGUCCUCUGGCCCACGUUCAUCCUUUCCGAGUUCCUCGCCUCGCUCAAGGACGAGCGCGAACGCCAGAAUCCCACCUUUGUCUGCCUCGUCAUCGCCUGCUGCGCCGUUGCCGCUCGUCAAGAGGCCGGCAGCUCAAAGGGUGGCCAUGCAGCCGAAUGGGGCCGCAACUUCGGCUUCUUCGAGCUCUACCUCGACAUUCGCAGGCUCGCCCCACGCAACACAGACUGGGCAAGCCUCAACCACAUCCAGGCCCUCUUCUACCUCUCCCACUACUGCUUCGGUGCCUCUGGGCCUUUCGGAGUGACAAGGGCGCACUAUCUUAUGAACGGCUGUGUUUCGAAAUGCUUCGACGUUGGACUACACAGAUCUGCCGAAACCUACACGGACGCGUUUACAAGAUCCGAGAUCGAGGCACGUCGACGCACGCUCUGGGCUAUCUACUGUGGCGACAAGAUCUCGGCGGCCUAUGGACGACCCGUGAUGCUCCGACUCUCCGACAUUGACGUCCCGGAGAUUGAUGUCGACUCGGACGAAUACACCGAAAGGCUACCGGCUGCCACAUCCUUCGACCGCGCAUGCACGCUUCGACCCUGGCAUCGAGCGGCCAUCCGCCUCUUUUGCGUCUUGGAGCGCGUCAUCGACAAGAUCAACCUUCCAGCGUGCAGCUCAUCGGCAGCUCUGGAGCGCGUCAUGCGCAAGAAGCCGAAACGCCCGAGGCAGUCCGAGAAUCACGACGACAGCUGCAUGGCCGACCACGAGGCUAUCGGAUUCGAGGAGGAGCUGGAGUUGGUCGAUGAUUUCCAUUACGCUGACUGUCCCAAGCCGACCACAUCGCAUGAGGAUGAUUCAAUGUACCAUGCGCACGUGGAGAGGCUGCGCACCACAGCAGCCUUCAUCAAGAUUUUCAUCUAUCGUCAUCUCUUCUGCAUGGCCAACACGAAUCUCUCGCGCCAGCCUCCGCGAACCGACUAUCGGGACGAGAUGGUCAAGUGGUGCCGCGAGCUCCUGCUCUCGCAACGCAAGAUGAUCCAGCGCGGCGACUACACCGACUUUGGCUCGGUCAUGUCUUAUCAACUCAGCCAGACUGGACGCGGUCUCAUCCCGGCCAUCUACAUAACCUCGCGCUUGAUGGAUCCGUCGCAAGAUCCCAACUCGAGCGCGAUACUCAAAGAGGCGCAAGAGCUUCUCGUACUAGCCUACGACCUGCUUCGGCAACUCUCGAAUCGAUUCACGGCUUCAAAUCGUCAACUGCAGAUCAUGCAGUCUGCAUUCCGUCGCCUGGAUCUUAGUCUCCGAAAGCGUCACCACAAGACUGGAGCGACCGGCUCGCACGACGCAGCGGCUCACACAGGAUUGGCGGAGCAUGCAGGCGCGCCCGGUGCGACUGGGCGCGCAUCGGCCGAGAGGGAGAUGACGAGUGGACUCGACUUGAUUGCUGGCGUCGCAGGCGCAGAACUGCUCGGUGCAGAGGCGCUCGGCGAGUCAACAGCGAGCAACGAGGAGGAGGACGAUUUCGAGGAUGAUCUCGACCGAGACAAGAAGCCAGGAUGGAUCUCGGAUCUGCCGAUCAACCAACCGGCAGAAAAGACGGCACCGCAUCCGGUCGGCGCAUUCGUGGGCUGGCCACCGGCUCCCGGCUCCGGAAUGCCUCCUCGAGACGAGUAA
Messenger RNA from Moesziomyces antarcticus, 2874 nucleotides. RefSeq lists its product as uncharacterized. Gene Ontology annotation, molecular function: DNA binding; DNA-binding transcription factor activity, RNA polymerase II-specific; zinc ion binding. The transcript is spliced from 2 exons. NCBI's taxonomy places the organism in Eukaryota, Fungi, Basidiomycota, Ustilaginomycetes, Ustilaginales, Ustilaginaceae. Bases 1 to 2874 code for a protein of 957 amino acids. The record is from RefSeq and is a predicted model, not a curated record. Gene Ontology annotation, biological process: regulation of DNA-templated transcription; DNA-templated transcription.